Messenger RNA from Zophobas morio, 3168 nucleotides. Its product is annotated as E3 ubiquitin-protein ligase TRIM37-like. Gene Ontology annotation, cellular component: aggresome; peroxisome. The record is from RefSeq and is a predicted model, not a curated record. Gene Ontology annotation, molecular function: zinc ion binding; ubiquitin protein ligase activity; tumor necrosis factor receptor binding. The coding region runs from base 192 to 2954 and encodes 920 amino acids. Lineage: Eukaryota; Metazoa; Arthropoda; Insecta; Coleoptera; Tenebrionidae. The transcript has 12 exons. Gene Ontology annotation, biological process: protein autoubiquitination; negative regulation of centriole replication.
ACUUCCCACGCUGACAUCUGUCAAAAACCAGUUGAUUGCCCCCGCACGAUUUUCUAACUGUAUUUUCCUUUGUUCGCUGCAUUUUGAAUUGUGGAAUGUUUAAUGGGAACACCGUCGUAGUCUCGUAGUGGCUGCGCGACUCGCACGGGCCCCCUCGACGUUUCCGGAAUUCCCGAAAUUCCGCACUCAAAAUGGCCACUAGGAACAAAUCAGGAAGCAAACAUGACGACCAAAGCGUCGAGACUCUGGCUGAAGUUUUUCGAUGCUUUAUCUGCAUGGAGAAACUGCGAGAUGCCCACUUGUGUCCGCACUGCUCCAAGCUGUGCUGCUACGUUUGCAUCCGAAGGUGGCUCACUGAGCAGCGGUCGCAGUGCCCCCAUUGCCGCGCCUCGCUGCAUUUACACGAAUUGGUGAAUUGUCGGUGGGUAGAGGAGGUGACGCAGCAGCUGGACACCCUGCAAGCCGUUAACCUGAACAGCAGCCGAGGGGAUGACAACGACAGAGACAAGUGCUCGACCCACUCGGAGAAGCUGUCCGUGUACUGCUGGACCUGCCGCUGCUGCAUCUGCCACCAGUGCGCCCUCUGGGGCGGCACUCACUCCGGCCACACCUUCAAGCCCCUCGACGAAGUCUACGAGCAGCACGUGACCCAGAUCAAGGACGAAGUGACCCAGCUGCGGCGGCGCCUCAUGGAGCUCAUCAGUAUUGUACAAGAAGUCGAGCGCAACGUCGAGUCCGUCCGCUCGGCCAAGGACGAGCGCGUCCGCGAGAUCCGCAACGCCGUCGAGCUCAUGAUCGCCCGCCUCGACUCCCAGCUCAAGACCAAACUGCUCACCCUCAUGGGUCAGAAGGACUCGCUCACGCAGGAGACCGAGCAGCUCGAGCACCUGCUGCACGAGAUCGAGCACCAGCUGCACACCUGCACCCGCUCGGAGAUGAUCGCCAAGAGCGGCGAGCUCUCGCGGAUGAUCCACGCGAUUCGGAAGAAACCGAUGACGAGCUUCGUGACGGCGCCAGUGCCGGCGGACUUCCACAGCGAGAUCGUACCGGCCUAUGAUAGCAGCACGUUCGUGAUGCAUUGCUUCUCGCAGCUGCAGCGGAAGGCAGACCCGGUGUACUCGACGCCACUGCACUGCAACGGGUUGUGCUGGAGGUUGAAGGUGUACCCGGACGGAAACGGAGUGGUUCGGGGGAACUACUUGUCGGUGUUCCUGGAGCUGAGCGCGGGAUACCCGGAAACGUCCAAGUAUGAAUAUCGGGUUGAAAUGAUACACCAGGCCAGUCGGGACUCCUCGAAGAACAUCGUGCGGGAGUUCGCGUCGGACUUCGAGGUGGGGGAAUGCUGGGGGUACAAUCGGUUCUUCCGAUUGGAUUUGCUGGCGAGCGAGGGUUAUUUAAAUGUGGCACUAGAUACCCUCGUGUUGCGAUUCCAGGUGCGCGCUCCUACGUUUUACCAGAGGUGUCGCGACCAGCAGUGGUACAUCAACCAACUACAGACCGUCCAGAACCAGUAUAUUUCUCAGAUUAACGAAUCGAAGGAGCGGCUCGCCGCUGAAAUUUCCAGAAACGCGGUGGCGGCGACGCUGGGGGCGGCCACACAAAUCCCGGACAUCGCCACCAUCGGGAUUGUGAAAAGUAUGUACAAUAUGACGCCGGUGGUGGCCACUGAAACGGGGGAUUCGCAGCCGGUGGCGUCCACUUCUAAGAGUAACGUUCCGGAGAAGACGUUCCCCACUGAUAUUACUACCUUGGCGAAGAAUUUGAUGAGCAGUGCUAAUAGUAAACAAGGUGCUGGUGGUGCGGGCAACGGUGACGAUUGCCCCAACAACGCCAGCAGUUCUUCGUCGGCGACGUCUCUGCAGCCGCAGGUCGUAACUAAGAAGCAAAAGGAGUCCGGAAGGCAACCCGGCGACGGUUUAGUGGAAUCACCAAGACACCUAUUAGGACUAGGGGUAUCGCUCAGUUCGCCUAACCUCCUGAAUUCCAACGUUUCCUUCGCUUUGUGUAGCAGCAGCAGCGAGAGUGAUUUGAGCGAACCCGAGAACAUGAUGGAGGAGUUCGAGCCGGCCGAAACGAACCUGAUCAGUACAGGGGAUAAUUCCAACGACGAGAAUGACGUGGAUGACGAAACCAUGUCAGGUAAUGGUGACGGACAUGCGCUUUACUCACAAAAUACUAACAGUCCUACUAACGAAGCAGCCGAAAAAGACGGCGAAAAUGACGUCGAAUACGCCGAAUUUUCCAUGACGCAGCGCUUAAUGAUGCGCGAUUCGAGUCCUGCAGCUGCAGGCGCCACGGCGUUGUCGCCCACCGAAACUAACUCGUUCGAAGACAAACUCAUGCUAUUGCAACUAUUCGACCGAAUCGAGAACUCGCCGCAGGCAACCCCGUCAACAUCAGCGCCGUCUACAAACCGCUCGCAAAGCGACUUGCCCCCAGUUAGCCUAGACAUAGCGCUCUUGGAAAAUCUAUCCAUUAAAAGCGACGAACUGCCGUCCCCCACCGUACCUGACAUAGCCAAUAGGAGAAAGCUGCGCAAGCGCUUCAAAGGUACAACUAACUCCGAAGUGACUAACCCGACGUGGACAGAAACCGUUCCACUAAACACGAAAGAGUCGGUAAUGGGACCACUGGAGUCUUUUUUGCGGUCGAUUAACUGCUACCCUGAGCACGAUCAACACCGUAAGAAAGAAUCCACUAAAGAAAAACGACUAAAGAGUUCGGUGCAGAUGCCGAAGUACUCUGCGUUAUUACAAGCAUCCACGCCGCCUCCUUUGGGAGAGAACGUCGACGGGAGCGUGCAACCGUCGUCCUCGAAUGGGUUCAGUUGGACGCCGUCUUUGUUGAACCAGCGCAGACCCAACAAAAUGAACAAGCUUACUGAUCUCAGCAAACCAGAAAAGGAAAACAAAAACGGAAGUGGAAGAUCUGAUAAUCAGCCGCAUUCUGCCUAAACGGGGAUUUUUUCCUUGCAUUUUUUUAAUUUAUUUAAGUUUUUUUAUUUUUUUAAGUUGGUAGCGCCGCAAGGAACUAACGUCGUAUUGUACUUAAUACAUGUUAACGAAAAUCAUUCCGAUAGGAAUUAAAUUUAACUUAUUUAGGCUGUGUACAGUGUGACAUGUUAAUGUAGUGUAGCUGAGUGGCCCUAAAUAAAAAUUUAAACCCAAA